AUGGGCAGCGGCAGCAGCCGGAGCGGCCGGGCGCCGAGGCGGCGGCGCAGCCCCGACAGCCACAGGCCCGGGGUGGGUGGGGCGGCCGCGGAGGGCGGGGCGGCGCCGCGGGGCCCGGCGCCCGCGCCACGGGCAGCGGCGGACCAGGACCCCGGCCCGGCGGCGCCCCCCGACGGCAGAGACGAGACCCUGCGCCUGCUGGACCAGCUGCUGGCGGAGUCGGAGACCUGGGGCUCCCUAGAGCCCCCCGCUCGCGGCCCGGCCCGGCCCCGACCCGCCGCGGGCGCCGGGGGUGCGGCGCCCCCAGAACGCAGCUCUGAAGACUGUGUGGGGAGCAGCAGCAUCCCUGAAGCGCCGGGGAGCAGCCACAGGAGGCCGGAGAAGCAGGAGAAGCAGUGUGCCGUCUCCUACGACCCCUUGGAAGAGGAGCUGAUGGCCAGCAUCGAGCGGGAGUACUGCCCGGAGGGCCCCCCUGAGCAGGCCUCGGGGCAGCUGGCUGCGUAGGGGGCACCCCGCCUCCCCGCCCAGGGCCCUCGCUGGAGCUGACACUCCCCCCCCCCCCCACAACCCGUGGUCGCUUCUGGAUCUCUCAAGACCGACCUUUCCUACGCACAUUGAGACAGUGCUAACUUGCUGGCAGGGGGCAGUCCGCUGCGCAGACCAGGCCAGAAGGCAAGCUGGGGGGCGGACACACAGGUGCAUGGGCUGGGAACAGCUCCCUGCGGGCUCGUCCUGUCUCGGGGAGCCCGGCUGUGGGGUUCUCCUGCAGCCUGAAAUGCUGCCCCUUCCUGGUCACCCAUGUCUCAUGCAGGGGACAGCUCACCGGGCAUGGGUGAUGCCAGUGAACCCCUCCUGGCAGCCACCCCUAGCGCUUCUGGAAGGUUCUGUUGGGGGAGGGGCCAAGGUGUGCCUCAGUGCUCAUGUGGGUCCCAGGGGAGGCUGAGCCGCCCAGAGCCUCUCAGUUAUGUGCCAAUGACUCCCCCAGGGAUGUCGCUGGCUGAGGCUCCUGAUUGUGCAGGUCUCGGCGGGCCUGGGACUCUGCAUCCCCACCCAACCCUCAGCAAGGCUCAGCUGCCGCCCUUGGAGCCCCGGAUUCGGGGCCUGGGCUGGGGACUCCUCUCUCUGGCCUCCCCUGCUGGGAGCCCCAGGCUGGAAGCUGCAGCUGCCACUCUGUUCCUAGCUCUCGAAUCCCCUGCAGCGGGGCCCAGGCCCUCGCCCAUCUGACGGCCUGGGAUUGUACAGGGCCAGGGCCACUGCUCGUCCCCACUGCUGGGCACGGAGGAGGCUGUGUGUCCCUGACAGCUCUCCCUGCUGGGCAGCCUGACUUGGGCCCCGGGGCCUUUCCAGUCUUCUUCCCUGGGUGGAAGGAGAGCAAGUCAUUUCGUGGGUGACAAAUACGAAAGUGGACUUGCCAAGGACGUCCUGUGAGUGGGAGGCAGGGCCGGUGGCAGAGGUGGCCUGCCGGGGACAGUUGCCAUGGAGACCAGGGGGCGGCUCAUCCCAAGCAGCUGGUGAGACCGUCAGUACACGCGGGGUAGGGAGGGAAUCAGGCCAGCUGUCGCUGAAGCCAGAGCAGGUGCAGGCUUCUCCCGCGCCCUCCCAGCGGCACGGCGGCCUUCCCCAACACCCUCGGUCUCCUGGGCACGGCUGCCCGCCCACACAUCCUCGGCCAGGGGCAGGAGCACCUCAGGAGCUCCGGGCAGCCGCUCGGCCCUGUCUCCAGGCCCGCUGACGUCCCUGGCAGCCGGGCAUUGCCAUGAAAUUUUGUUACUUGACAACAGUGCCUUUGAUGGGCUGACGGCAGCUGGAGCCUGUGGCUGCGAAGUGUGAGCCUGGAGCAGCCGGCCGCCAGCUCAGCCCCAAGCGCCCCCAGACCAAAGCACCUCUGCUGGCGCACUGACGAAAACCAUUGCUUUUGUUAUGCAAAUACUUAUUAUAAAAGAGAUUAAAAUUUUAUUUCUUAUUGGA
This is a messenger RNA of Lepus europaeus (European hare), 1968 nucleotides long. RefSeq names its product cystin 1 (gene CYS1). The record is from RefSeq and is a predicted model, not a curated record. Bases 1 to 504 code for a protein of 167 amino acids. The transcript has 3 exons. NCBI's taxonomy places the organism in Eukaryota, Metazoa, Chordata, Mammalia, Lagomorpha, Leporidae.